This is a messenger RNA of Trichomonas vaginalis G3, 1527 nucleotides long. RefSeq lists its product as uncharacterized. Bases 1 to 1527 code for a protein of 508 amino acids. The transcript has a single exon. The record is from RefSeq and is a predicted model, not a curated record. Lineage: Eukaryota; Parabasalia; Trichomonadida; Trichomonadidae.
AUGUCAUCCAUAUCAAAUAAUAAACAUAAAGAAGAAUAUAAAGUUUACUAUCCUGCUUUUGACAUGACCAAUGAGCAGAUUGUCAAUUUAAUAACUCCUGCUUUGGUGUUGAAAACACUCAGAUUUAUAAAAUCCAUAGGUGAUGUCGAUAACAUAUAUUCAUAUGUCUACCGAUACAUUAUGGAUUACACAAAUUCACCUGAAAUAAAUGAAUCCGAAAUUACUGAUACAUCUUUAUUAUUUUAUCCGCAUCAAAUCGAUAAUUGCAAUUACAACAUUUAUUACCAGCGACACAACAUCACAAGCGUUGAUCUAUCAAUAGGAAACUACCUUAAAGAAUUUUUUAUUGAUUUCAAAAAUACUCACAACAUAUUUUCUAAUACAUGGAGAGCUUUUAUGGGAGCAUAUCAGAAGAUAUUCGAUACUCUUUACAUAAAUAAAUCAAAGUAUAACAUUAUUGAUACUUCACAAAAUAAUGAAUCAAAUGAAUGGUUUUCAGAUGAAAAUAAGAGGUUUGUAGCAAUAUUUGGACCAAAGAUAGAUAAAAAAUAUAUUGAAAAAAUGGGUAAAUUCGUUCCUUUUGCAUUUUUAGUUUUUCAUCGAUAUUUUUACGUAAUUGUUAAGAACAACGAAGGUAAAUAUGAGACACAUGGCAUAACGAAACGUACAUUUGAACUCAAAGAUGUAUCUAAUCUCAAUUAUAUUUUUGGAAUUAUUUAUUUGAACGAAACAGAAGCGAUUUCACAAUUGCAUGCUGGAGAAAGACUUGUAGAAGUUACAGAUAAAGACAAUAAAGUGGAUAAAAUAACAAUACAACAGCUAUUUUCAAUGCCAGGAAUAAUUUUAUUCGACAACACUAAUAUAUACAACUUUGUUCAGCAUUCAACGGUUAACGAAAUGCUAGACAAGUAUUUAUACCUACCUUUGGAGCCUAAAAUUCCAAAACCUUCCAUACAAUAUGAGAAUUAUCAACCGUUUCUAGUUUACAAACAAACAAACAACGGUUUACCAAUAGAAUUCAAAAGGAACCUCAUUACAUGUGUUCCAAAAGAUAAUUUGAACGGUUCUAGUAUUGUCAAUGAAAUUUCUGAGAAAAAUCCUUUGUGCAUUGUCAAGGAUCAUCAUAUAAUAGAUUGUUUUACAAGUGACAAACCUUUACCGUCAGAUUUGGGAACUUUUGUUUCAUAUAAAGUUAUUGAAACAAAAAGUUCGAAUCAAAAAUCUACUAAAAAGAUUUUUUGGGUUCAGUUCAGAUAUAAAAAUGAAUUCAUCCACUGCCCGUUCUUGUUUUUGGCUAGUUUAGAAGAUUUUGAAAAAGAUAAGGAUAAAACCACUCUUAAAGAAGGAUUUCCACAAGAAUUCAAAGAUAAUAUGGACAGAGUGAAGAGAGUCUUUGGUUUCAAAGCAAAAGUCAUUGAAGGUGGAAAAUAUGUUUUGAGGGUUCAACUUUUGACCGAAAACCCUCUUAAGGCACAAAAAUUUAAGGGACUUGACGAUUUUAUUCUUAUAUAUUGUUUGGAUUGCUAA